GCUAGUUAAGUAAGGUUGUGUUUCUUCAAAGUCUGCCGCCUAUGAACAUUGUGCUGUCAUAUCAUUGUCAAAGCACAUUAGUAAGAGUGCUGGAUCGUGUGUAGAACACAGAGUAUAGUACACCAUGGAGAGGCUGGCUGUUCUCUUGACACUGGCUGUGGUCAGUAUUGCAUUUGUGGAGUGUGGUAGAACUGAGAGGUGGUUAUGGCCAAGAGACCUGGAAGACCUCGGUAGUGGCUCUGAUAACUAUGAGUCUGUCACCCCAGCAUCUCCUGAGUCUUCAACAAGGACCACAGAGUCUCAAGCAGCAACUCUCGAGGCCGAAUCAUAUCCUAGUUCUUUUCAGAUGAUUACAUCAUUCCAAACAACUUCACUACCUUCAAUGAUGGCCAAAAUAGAGUUCUCUUCUGCCAUGCCACUGUUAGCUACAAGGCCCUCUUCAGUCACAAACAGCACUGAGAUGCCUGAAGCAACUUCAACACUUUCCAUUACAGCCACACCGGUUUUCUCUAGCAGACUAACGUCUGAGAUAUCGGCCACAGCCACUACAACAUAUUCUGGAGUCAAAACCAUUAGUUUCCGUACAACCCCACAACUUGAGAAAACUUCACAACUCUCUGUGGGAGUUGCACCAUCCUCUACUGCAGUGAUACCCAAACUAACACCAGAAGUACUUGGCACUGGAACAUCUUCUGCUGCUGCCACAUUCCCCCUCUCUGAAGUGACAGUGAUAUCUGGUGAAGAAAGCCCCAGACUGGUCCGCUCUCUACCUCUCUCAACCUCUGCCCUGCCAACCCCUUCUCUCAAAACCAAACUAGCUCACAUCGAACUGACACCCACAACACCACCAGAGGGGGUACACACUUCUCCACUCAGCUUCAAAUCCCUGGCAACUGCAACUCUCCCCUCACUGCUUCCCAAAUCAUCCAACUUUUUCACCUCUACUCUCUUCCUGGCUGCCGGAGGGGGUGGUGCUGCAGCCCUACUCCUGGCGCUAGUUCUCCUGGUGUCAGUACUAGUUGCCUGUAGGAAGAGAAUGAGAAGAAGGUGUCCCUGCUGCAGGACCUCUCACAAGAUUGAAGGCCCCAUCAUUUCAGUCUCCUAUCGCGGCUCAAACCAGAGAGAGAGGGAGAGCUACUUCAUUAAGACUAAUGAAUUGGGUUCCACCUCUGCCUUUACCACACGUCGGGGAGAAGGCGACGCCAGUAAAGAGUUUACGACAUUUUUCACCACUCCGUCUUUCAGUGGGCCCAGCAGCAUGCCUCCUGCAGAUCCAGUCACAUAUGAUGCGGAUCCAUUCACUAAUGUAGAGCCACCAGUGACACACUAUGUGGACCCAGUAUCAAGGGAUCAUCAAGAAGUGAAGAGUGUAAAGUUCAAGAGUCUUGAGAGGAGCUGGAAACUUUCUCCUCAACAUCAGAGAAAAGAAGGAGGAGAAAGAGGGGAAGUGGAGGACAUUGAUGAUGACUUCAGACUUUCUGACCUAGAAAACCUCGAGAAAGUGUUGGACAGUGCUCUGAUCCGGUUUGAAACAUCAACGCUCUAGCCAGGACUCUGCCCAUUUAUACCUCACAGUUCUCCCUCAGUCUUUAGUUUAGAAUGAGAUUUAUGGUCGUAUCAGAGAAUGACAGUAUCAGCUAAUAUAAUAUUAUAAUAAUGCAGUGUUCUAGAAAACUAUAAUGCUUAA
Geodia barretti is the source of this 1687-nucleotide messenger RNA. The record is from the annotation of a GenBank genome assembly. NCBI's taxonomy places the organism in Eukaryota, Metazoa, Porifera, Demospongiae, Tetractinellida, Geodiidae.